Penicillium malachiteum is the source of this 1317-nucleotide messenger RNA. It is a transcript of the gene isn1, whose product is annotated as IMP 5'-nucleotidase ISN1. Gene Ontology annotation, biological process: nicotinic acid riboside biosynthetic process; inosine salvage; nucleotide metabolic process. The transcript has 7 exons. Gene Ontology annotation, molecular function: magnesium ion binding. The record is from RefSeq and is a predicted model, not a curated record. Bases 1 to 1317 code for a protein of 438 amino acids. Lineage: Eukaryota; Fungi; Ascomycota; Eurotiomycetes; Eurotiales; Aspergillaceae.
AUGACGACUCGUUAUCGCGUUGAAUAUGCCCUUAAGACCCAUCGUCGGGAUCAACUGAUAGAAUGGAUUAAAGGCCUCCUUGCGGUCCCCUUUGUGCUGCAUUCCCAACCGACUGUCACAUAUCAAGCAACAGGACUACAGACAGCUGCGGCCGACACCUAUCAACGAUAUGCAGAGAUUAUGCGAGAUGUGGAAAACUUAAUCAUUGAUCAUAGUAAGAAUAUUCUAGGCAACAUGAUAUGCCAUUUCGGAGAUUCGAGACUCGGACUUACCAUUUACCCCCCCGCAGUUCAGCAUCAUGAACGGAAUUCCCCCGGAAAGUCCAAGCUCAAGCUUCUAGUUCCUUCAGUGGGGACUUUUUUCACCAAAUUACAUAUCGAGGAUGCCUUCAAGUAUCAGGAUAACCGAAGAUUUAUCAGUCGACGAAGAUUCGUGGCGCCCUCGUUUAACGAUAUUCGACUUAUCUUGAAUUCGGCCCAACUACUAGGCCUGGUUCGGUCUAGUGAAGUCGAGCUCGUCACCUUCGAUGGUGAUGUAACUCUAUAUGAUGAUGGUGCCUGUCUGACUGCAGAUAGUCCGGUCAUUCCGCGAAUCCUGCGGCUCUUGGAACAAGGCCGCAAAGUUGGUAUCGUCACCGCUGCUGGCUACGAGGAUGCGCCAAAGUAUUACGGUCGCCUACAAGGUCUCUUGGAUGCGGUUCAUGACUCGACUACGUUGACCCCAACCCAGAAACAGGGUAUCAUUGUCAUGGGUGGCGAAAGUAAUUUCCUAUUUCGCUUUGACCAGGACUCCGAUGCCCGUUUGGUCUACGUACCCCGAGAUCAAUGGCUGCUAGAGGAUAUGCGAGCCUGGGCUGAAGAUGAUAUCAAAGAGCUCCUGGAUCUCGCUGAAUCGGCCCUUCGGGCGUGUGCUGCUAACCUUGAUCUUCCAGCUGCUAUAUUACGGAAGGAUCGAGCUGUGGGGGUCUACCCGGUAAACGGGGCAAAGAUCAGUCGCGAGCAGUUGGAAGAAACAGUUCUUGUGGUCCAGAACACGGUAGAGAGGUCUACUGUCGGCUCACGACUGCCUUUCUGCGCUUUUAACGGCGGCAAUGAUGUGUUUGUAGAUAUCGGUGAUAAGUCUUGGGGUGUUCGUGUCUGCCAACAGUACUUCGGUGGUAUUGACCCAUCCAAGACUCUACAUAUUGGUGAUCAGUUCCUGUCUGCUGGAGCCAAUGAUUUUAAGGCUCGCCUAGCAUCAACUACAGCUUGGAUCGCAAGCCCCAGCGAGACUGUGGAUUUGUUAGAUGAGCUGGAAACUUCAGUGAAUCCAUCCUAG